GCGUCUGCCGGCCAGGCCGGUGUACCCCUAUAUAAGACUGCCGAAAGCUUUUGCGAGCCACAGGACCUCAGCAGUUCCAGCAGUCCACAGCCAGUCAGCGAGCACCACCACCACCAACACCAACCAUGAAGACUGUUCUGAUUCUCGCAGCCCUGGUGGCCAUCUGCGCAGCUAGGCCCCAGCAGGCCGACCCGAGGACGGCAGUCAUCGAGGAGCUGACCAGCGACAACAUUGGUGUUGGACCCUGGAGCUGGGGAUACCGCACCAGCAACGGCAUCUCGCAGCAGGAACAGGGCACCAUCGAGAACCAAGGCUCCGAGGAUGAAGCCAUCGCCGUUCGAGGCAGCUACUCCUUCAUCGGCGCCGACGGCAAGACCUACACCAUCACUUACGUCGCUGACAGGAACGGCUUCCAGCCACAGGGUGACUUCCUGCCCAAGCGCCGAUAAGCAACCCUCUACCGCACACCGCCUCUGAACCGCACGAGCUCCGUUUUCGCCGACAGUAGCUAUCUCGCCCUUGUAAGCGAAACGCCACCAUGAACGAUGCUUGUAGACUCUAGCGUCGAUUGUCGCGGGGUUUCUCGACACUGAACCGACCAAAGCACGCACACACACACACACACACACACACACACACACACACGCACACGCACGCACACAAGCAUACACAUGUAUACAGAUAUACUUGCAAUAGCUGCACCAAGAGGAUGCUGAAAGCAUCUGUACUGUAACAGACACUUGCUUUAACUCAAGCACAUCACAUCAGCAGUCACAACACAUUAACUAAUUUCUGCGUCGAAACAUCGGCGUCGCACGGCCAGUACUCAGACUCACACGGAAGCAUUGCCUGGUCGGCUGGAAACGGAGUACAUACAACAAAGAGCGGUAGGUGACGAAACUACGAACAUCAGGCCCGACGAAACUUAGCUAUGGACUUGGGAUGCUAUUUAUUUUCCCAAAAAGUAACCCGUUCACUUUCUUUCUCGCCUACCUUACCCUACCUACACUUUCUUCCAGAGGGAGGAGGAUGGGGACAUACGAAGAGCGUACAAUUAGUAUAAAGCGGACUGUGGCUCAGACAUGGAAACUUCUCGUUACAGAGACGUAUCUACCACUAUUACUCUACGUGGCAAUUAUGUACUGUAAAUAAAUUCACCGAAGCACACAACUCGACACACCUGCUCAUGAUUUUCUAUUUUUUGUACUAUACCUAUCUACUUAGCCUGUUCGGUGUUGUUUGUGUGUAAGGUGAAGUGCAUAAAUAAAGUACAACUCAAAACAUAUAAAA
Schistocerca piceifrons (Central American locust) is the source of this 1290-nucleotide messenger RNA. RefSeq names its product endocuticle structural glycoprotein SgAbd-5-like. Gene Ontology annotation, cellular component: chitin-based extracellular matrix. Bases 126 to 449 code for a protein of 107 amino acids. The record is from RefSeq and is a predicted model, not a curated record. The transcript is spliced from 3 exons. Gene Ontology annotation, molecular function: structural constituent of chitin-based larval cuticle. Lineage: Eukaryota; Metazoa; Arthropoda; Insecta; Orthoptera; Acrididae.